This is a messenger RNA of Phyllotreta striolata, 645 nucleotides long. The record is from the annotation of a GenBank genome assembly. Lineage: Eukaryota; Metazoa; Arthropoda; Insecta; Coleoptera; Chrysomelidae.
UCAUUUCAAAUUAUCCGUUAACGUUUCGUAAGUGUCCUUUAAAUUUUCGUGUGUAAAAUGUGUAGCCCUUGCGGACCAUGUGCUCCUCCACCGAACCCGGUCCUGUUCCCAGCAGCCAUGUGUUGUAUGGUCACACCUCCGCCCAUAUGCCCCCCGACUUACCCCGAACCUGUAAAACCCUUGAUGAUUACCUGCCCCAAAAGCUGCGGCCCUUGGCCCAAUUUGACGUCCGACCAAGAAUACAUACUGCGCUACUCGAAUUUCUACAACAACUACAACAGCGACUACCACACGUCGAGCCCCUGCGAUAAACCGGGCAAAUGCGAUCCGGGCGUGGGCGUUUGCGGGCCCCCCAAAUACUGCACCGACGUCAGACGCAGGAAGAAGAGGCCCCGUCCCGAAGACGCCGGCUGCCCGACGGGUUUCAAGCCCUGCUACAUGAAGAUGUUCCCGCCGGCCGACAACCAUCCGUGCGGCGUCUGGUGCGCCGAGGUGCAGCUCUGCUUCAGCAAACCGAAAUACUCCAAUUUCUACAAGCCGGGGCCCUGCAAGCGGCCCUGCUGCAAGCACCGGCCCUGCACGCCGCCCUGCUGCUACGACUUGCCCUGCAAGGCGGCCUGCAUGAACCACCCGCCUGGCAUCCAU